This is a messenger RNA of Paramisgurnus dabryanus, 1128 nucleotides long. The record is from RefSeq and is a predicted model, not a curated record. Lineage: Eukaryota; Metazoa; Chordata; Actinopteri; Cypriniformes; Cobitidae.
AGGCUACACUUUAUUACAUUAACUUUAUUCUUAUAAUCUAAUUUGAUUGAACUCUACAUCAAUAUGCAAAACCAGUUUCUUCAUGUUUUACUACUAUUGCUUAUGGAAGGUGUGUUUAAUGAAAAAACACAAGAACAGAAGUCUGUAGAUGUGAGUUUAUCAGUGACGGAAGGAGAAAGUGUGACUCUUGAAUCUGCUGUUACUGAAAUACAGGGAAAUGAUCUGAUACUUUGGACAUUUGGAGACACUUGUAUAGCUCAGAUGAAUAAAGAACCUGGCAAGAUCUCAUUAUAUGAUGUAGAUAAUGGGAUGUUUCGAGACAAGCUACAUCUAAAUAAUCAGACUGGAGAUCUCACCAUCACAAACAUUAAAAUUGAACACACUGGACUUUACCACCUAGAGAUUCGUAGCAGUGGGGUUUUAUCCAAGACAUUCAGGGUUACUGUCAGUUCUCCUCUGCCCUUUCCUGUCAUCAGCAGAAACACACAAAACCCUUCAUCAUCAUCAUCAUCAGUCUCAAAAUGUGUGUUGUUGUGUUCAGUUAUUAAUGUGACAGAUGUGAGAGAUGUGAGUCUGUCCUGGUACAAAGGAAACAGUUUAUUGUCCAGCAUCAGUGUGUCUGAUCUCAACAUCAGACUCUCUCUGCCUCUGGAGGUUGAAUAUCAGGAUACAAACACAUACAGAUGUGUACUCAACAAUACCAACAAAAAACAAACUCAACAUCUCAACAUCACUUAUCUCUGUCAGAUCACUACUUCAGCACCAGGCUCAGGAAACAACAUGCCUGCAGCUGUUUUUAUAUUGAUGUUUUCAUUAAUUGUUGUUGCGGCUGGGAUUCUCUAUUAUAUGGCUAGUAGACCAACACACAAAUACCAAACCACUGGACAAGAGCUACAAAAUCUUUUUAAUGAUUUCAAGACAGUAACUGUGAAUGAGGGAGAGUCUGUCACCCUACUACACCCUUGUGUCAUUGAGGACGAGGAUGAGAUACUGUGGAAGUUUGCUGAAUCCAAAGAUAACACAUUUAAAUCUGAACUCAUAGCUAAAAGGACAAGCAUGAACAAUGGGCAAAUUAUAACUAAUGAUCGAGAAGAGACAACUGAUAAGAGAAAAGGAGCUAUACAGUGA